ACUAAACAUUCCAGUGCGACAUCCGAAGAGGAUAAAGUACGCACCUGUGGCCGGCUAACUACUUAGAAGAUUAAUACUAAUAUUGUUACUUUAAAGGUUGUUCGAGGUUUUAGGCAUAAUUCGCCAUUAAAUUGCUUAUUGAGAAGAUGGUGCUGGCUAGCUUGACGGCUAACACUGUCUUAACACACCUUUGCAGGGCGGAGGGGUGAUAUUAAAAUUCGUAUUACGAAGGUGAGCUUUUGCAUAACGCGCAAAUGUCAAAAGCCCAGUUCAAGAAAAAGGAGUCCACUUCCAGCAAAAUAUCCGACGUGCAGGCAGAAGUAUGUUCUGUACCCAUCGCUUCAGCCGAGAGCCUGGACGACGUGUGGCCCGAGUGGACCGACGGCGACGUCUACAGGGAGAAAUGGGACAAAGUGCCAGACGAUCCCAAGAAUGUCAAGGCUCCCAGUUCAACUGUGUACUUUGAAGAUCCAGAGGGGAAAAUUUGCCUUCCGGCUUCUUUGAAAGUGCACUACUGGAAGCGCCCUACAGAGUUCCUUGUCAACAUGGUGCCCACAGUUGUUGAGAACACACUGAACUUUGACCUUGUGUCCUCCAACCAACAUCUGCUUUGCAGCGAGCUGAUGAGAUGGAUCAUCAGUGAGAUUUAUAUCGUUUGGAAAGUCUUCCACCACCCUGAAGCUUCAGACCAACACGGCUGGAAACCUUGGGAGCACAUCUACUCGCUGUGCAAGCCGGGGAAGGGCCACGUGCCGCUCUUCAACAGCUACGGGAAAUACCUGGUUCGACUCUUCUGGAUGGGUUGCUGGAGGAAGAUAACAGUGGACGAUUCCAUGCCCUUCGACCGAGACCACAAUCUGCUGCUGCCGGCGUCCAGCUGUCGGUCAGAGCUGUGGCCCAUGCUGUUGGCCAAGGCGCUCGUCAAAGUUAUUAACACGAGGCCGCUCAGUGAAAAUGUCAACAGAAAUAAAAUGGCGCAGCUGUCCGACGAGAUCGGAGAGUUCAACUUCAUCCACCACCUUACCGGCUGGAUCCCGGAAAUCAGUCCGAUAAACUACAUGUGCCGGAGAAAAACCUGGGAUUUCUUACAAGGCAGCAUCCCGGAAUUCCUGCACAAAUGCGCAAAAAUGCAGCAGCAGAAGAACUACCACCAAUCGAGGAGGAGUUCUGCCCUCGGGGAACACAGGAGCCAUCGGGACGUGGACAAAAACUCAGGUAAAUUGGUGGUGUGCGCCAGCUUCUAUCCCAAUCAGCUACACGAUGAUCCCUAUGUGUACACCAAAAUGGCUGAUUCUUCGGAGGCUUUGCGCUGCUACAACCUCUGCUUGCGCCACAGCCACGUGGUCCUGCUGACCCAGACCCGAACGUGCCCCUUAGAGUUACCGUACGAAGCGCCGCCUGAGCCGCGAUGGAAACUGAUCCGCAAGAAAAGCAAGAAGCCUGUGAUCAGCGAUGAGCCACGGAUUAUUCCUUUGCCCGAACCGGAGGAGUUCAUCGGCAUCGCCAGCCCCUUCAUCGACCAGCGUGUCAGGAGCCCUCCUCGCCCCACCAAAGAGUGGGUGGACAAGUGGAGCGUUCCGAGGAAGCAGCCCUACACGCCCCCUCUGGACCCCAUCGCCGAAGGGGCGGAGAACGAAGGCUGCGAGGCCCUCGAUACCGAUGCGGCUGAAAGCGACCUUAACUGUGAAACUGUCGUCGAGGAUGUGGAGGUUCCCGCAGAGGACAAGAAGAAGGACGACGAUGCCGUCUCCAUUGAUCCGCCCAGGAGUGUAAUUAAAGAACCCAUAGUCAAACCCAUACUACCAGAGGCUUGGGUGGAAUUGGAAGACUUUCCUAAAUGUUUCUGUCGCUUGUUGGUGUUCCAUAACCCCGAAACGUACCCACACCAAGCUCAGAAGUCUCUUCUUAAGUGUUCGUACGCGCGAGGGACUUACUACUUGUGCGUGGACAGCCUGCAACCUUCCCAGAUCCUCAUCAGUUUCUCUGGUCUGCUUCGCUGGGGAGAAAUAGACAGUAUCCAAGGCGGGCACACCAGAAAGAGCAGCACAGUGGUCAUUCAAUUGAUGCAAGCCAAUGACAUGUCAGCAGUUCGCUGCCCCGCCCUUCUGCAGGCCGCCCCGUUCCACUGGAAGAGCCGACAGUGUCAGCCGCCCAUAGUCACCAUCGAGACCUACUGCUCCAAAGCCACCGUGCUGAACCUACCCACAGGGCGCCAUGUUUUGUCCUUCCACACGUACGCAGAGCUGGGCUACCAUGUGCACCUGUGCAGCAAAACGCAUUUCUCCUUCGGGGAGGAGGACGCCAUCUUGUUGCUUUGUACCAAGGAAAGUCUUCGUUUCAGUGAGAAGGCAAAAGCUAUCAUGCGGGCCCUGUCCAAACUGGUGGCUUCCUUUCAUGACCGACACGGCCAAAAGCCUCACAUAAGACUCAACCUGGAGGAAGCGUGCAGUCCCAAACAAACCCCGCUGGAAAAUUGGCAGGUCCAAAAGGUGUUCAACUUGGCCGUCUAUCACAUGCUGCGCGAUGCCCUGGGAAGGGAAAUGACCCCGCAGGAGCGCUUUGCUGUGCUGGCCCUCACUGCUGACCCUUCACUGCUGGCGAGGGCACGCAGACCGCGCCCGCCUGCAUUCCUUCAGGAGUCCAAGGCUCCAGAAACAUGGGUUGACAGGCAGCCAACAGCGCAAGAGGUCAAGGCAGCAACUCUUCUCCAGGCUGCGUUCAAGGGACUCUUGGUGCGAGUGGUCCGCAAAUCCUCCAAAGCUGGCACCAAGGAGAGCAUCCGGACGUCGGCGCUGCUUUCCGAAAUGUGGUCCAAGGUGGAAUGUGACUUUGACAAACACGCGGCCUCCUUGCUCCGGUACAUGUUUGAGCUCUCCGACAGGGAAACCAUAAUCUACCCGUGUCAGCUGGAUGAAUGGACCAAAGUCGUCUUCACCGACUACUCCGUCAACCUCCCGGAGAAAGCCAACUCCUGGAUUUUGGUCUUUAGAGAGGUGUUCUUUUUCACUAAGGAGACAUUGCUGUUGCCAAAGGUCUAUAGUCCAGUCCCCUAUUCUCGGCUGCACGUCAUUAAUAACGACACCGGAGAAGAGCUGAACAAGCUCAUCACGAGAGUCCCGCCCCUCCUUUAUCAACCCAACGAGCUGGGCUACACUUUUUUCGCCGAAGUGCUCACGCCCGAAUCGCCACCCGCCAACGCCAAGUGGACGUUACGCUUGACCGCCACGCGAGAGCCUCUCCCGAAAUUGUCCCACGCGCCUCCGCUCAACACAUUUGCCGUGCAGGAAUUCCAAGAUUAUUACAUUCCCAACACUAACAAUAUCAUAUGUGGCUAUACUGUGAAGGUGACCGUGCCUCUCCUCGGCACCGUUCACUUCCAGACGUCCAGCCGUCACGUCAAGAUACGUCUGUCCAUCCUGGAGCACGAGACGGUAGUGGCCAGCGCCACCGGGCAAGGCCAAGUCGUCAUUCCCGUCGCCAACUUCCUGCCCAAUGAAGAGAAAGAAGAAGAGGAGGAGGAAGAAAAGGAGGAGGAGCCGUUAGCUCCCGGUGGCGCACUAGAGGAGAACCGGCACACGCCCCCAGCCCAGGAGGACGAGAUCAAGGCGUUAGACGACAGCCAGGAAGAAGACGAGGAGGGUAGUACGUCGGGGAAAUCGGACUGCGAAGAUGACCACUCGCCGCCGCCCACCAAGACGCCGGAUCACAGGUAUUUGGUGAGGGCAGAGGUGCUGUAUCACAGCUGGGAUUUGGAUGAGUCUCAGCUGGCUUUCGCCCAUCUGCUCAGUUUCAAAGCAACCCAAGUGUUCUUUCCGGAGGAAUUGACAGAAGCCAUCUCUGACAUGUCGGGAAGCGACGAGCAGAGCACGGACACGGCCAAAGUCAGCCGAAAAGGUGACGAUGACAAGGGGACCGGCAGCUCCUCGUCGGUCUCGAGGGAAGAAAUGGGCCUUGACCUUACUAAGGCCAACUACACGCUGCGCGUUGCGGUCGACAAGAGCCAAGCUGAGAGCAUCGUGGUGAAGAAGGACGUGGAGCGAAUAGAGCAAAUCAAGGCUAUUAAAAGAGCCUGGGAGGCGGCUGAACCGGGCCGCGCUGCCAAGGCGUGGCAGUUACGUCUCAACUGGCUGAGCCAAUUUUACCUCCCCAAGGAUGGCGACGUCCCAGAGGAAGAGCCAGACACCAUCGAGGCCGAGGAGGGCUGCAGUCCUAUACCUCCCAACGCUCCCAAUAUUCCAAUUGAACAACUGUUAAGCAUCGUUGUUCCCCCCUUGGACUACCAGCCGUUCAUCAGAAGGAGAACAGAUACCCCGAUCCUGUUGGACCCCGAGAUGGAGGAGUGCCAGCGGCAGGAACGCUUAGAAAGGAUCCAGGCCUACCAGGUGGAGCGCGAUCUGCUGGUGGAGGAGCGUCAGCAGAGAGCCACCCUCAGGAGGGAACGAAUGCAAGGCCUCCUGAGGCAGUACGAGGACCAGCAGACGGCGAUGGUGCAGGAGCAACAGAAAUUCCACGACACGCGCACACCGCAAAAUCAGAAACCCAACGAAACUCGCAAAUGGCUUAACGACCGCAUAAAAAGGAGAGAGGAUAAACACACGGCGGAUGAAGCCUAAUCAGGCCGCGCCGUUGACGUCAAACAAAUUCGACCUGCAAACAAAGUCUCGCUUGGCCUUGUGCAAGUCUGUUUGAAACUCAGACACCACAUCUCAGGGCUUUAUGUUGUCCCCGCUCACCUGCAAAUAUGUGAAUCCAUCGCUUGUCUAUCGACAAGUCAAGGAUGCAGGAAAAGAUCGAUAAAGUGACUGGAGCAAGAUUCAAGCGAGGCAUCCGCAAUCUGCCAAAGUAAUACAACUUAUGGACCUCAACAUGACUACUAAAAAAAAUAAAUGACUGAAUGAGUUUUGGACUGUCGUUGGAAACCGGUUUCCCAGAGACGCAGGUUCAAACACAGAACGUUUUCUGGCUGUGAAAUGUCAGUGCUCACCAAUGUGCAAUUCUCUUGCACAAAUACAAAACCAAAAUGAACUUAUUGUACUGGACACUCUUCCCUCGCCAUAUGGUGGUUCGCUUUUUGGGGUCUCUCUGUGUGCCGGAUUUCAAAAUCGUACAUAUAUAAUUUGAUGAUGUCAAUUUUUGGCUUUAUGGCGUGAUUUUUGUUCUGAUCAUUUUUCCACACGGGCCGUUACUGCAGACUUACAAAGCGGUGAGCACGAGCGUAAAGAGUGCAUAAAAGACAGAGAAUCUCCAAAGUUUGGCAUCAUGUCAUACUUGGGGGACGGGGGGGACGGGGGCAGAAGCUAAAGUACAACGUGUCUCCUGCAAAGCAGAACUGUCUUGCGCAACUGCGGCGUCUACGGUAAAGUAAAUAUCGUUAGCUAAUUUGAUACAGCCUACAAACCGCUAGUUAGACUGAAUUGAAUCUACGAAUCUACGAUCGCUUUAUUGAGCAAACUGUAAAAUAUGCACGUUCACUUCAUACGUUUGCCGACUCCGACGUCACUCAACGGGCCAGGCCCCACCACACACAUUCAAAAUCAUACGUGUAAAGCUUCAUAAAUGUGUAUAAAGUAAAUGAUAUAUGUUCACUACUUUGCGGCUUUUUCUUUUCUUUUUUCUUUUUUUUUUUUUUUUUGGGACUACUGUACUCAAAUCAUGUAAUAUUCUUGAUUUUUAUUUUUAUUUUUUAUAUUUACAUUUGUUUUCACCGGUAGAUUCGUAGUGGUCCAUUUAGAACCCUGACUUGUUGCUCUCGUGGGAUUUUAGUCGAUUAUAUACAGAGUGAUUGGAGAGUAACUCUAUUUUAAGACGAGGUCAUCUGGGUUCAAAGGUUUGUGUCAAUCUCUACCUAUUGCAAAAAUGAUUUCUCCCUCUCUCGUGUCGACACAUAAUUUGUGUCCAUGCAAAACCGAUCAAAAUACAAACUGAAUUUCAUUGUAUUGAGACCAAUUCAGCCUUGCAUUUUCUUCCGCCCCAGUAUACACAUGAUAAUAUUCAGCAAACUGUUUGCUCUCUUGAAGGUCGCUGUAUUGACUUGAUGCCCCAAAGGCAUGCUGGGUACACGUCCCGCUCCAGCUGCUGGUUUGUGUGAAAAGAAGUCCCCCUUACCCAAGACCAAAGAUGGUCAACUUUAAAUAAAACCUGUAUAUGGCCAUUUUUA
This is a messenger RNA of Phyllopteryx taeniolatus (common seadragon), 6157 nucleotides long. It is a transcript of the gene adgb, whose product is annotated as androglobin. NCBI's taxonomy places the organism in Eukaryota, Metazoa, Chordata, Actinopteri, Syngnathiformes, Syngnathidae. The transcript has 35 exons. Bases 255 to 4613 code for a protein of 1452 amino acids. Gene Ontology annotation, biological process: proteolysis. Gene Ontology annotation, molecular function: protein binding; calcium-dependent cysteine-type endopeptidase activity. The record is from RefSeq and is a predicted model, not a curated record.